Carassius auratus (goldfish) is the source of this 1574-nucleotide messenger RNA. RefSeq names its product odorant receptor 131-2-like. Gene Ontology annotation, molecular function: G protein-coupled receptor activity; olfactory receptor activity; odorant binding. Gene Ontology annotation, biological process: G protein-coupled receptor signaling pathway; detection of chemical stimulus involved in sensory perception of smell. Gene Ontology annotation, cellular component: membrane. The coding region runs from base 207 to 1166 and encodes 319 amino acids. The record is from RefSeq and is a predicted model, not a curated record. The transcript has a single exon. NCBI's taxonomy places the organism in Eukaryota, Metazoa, Chordata, Actinopteri, Cypriniformes, Cyprinidae.
CAUCCCAAAUAAUGAAAUUAGUAUUCAGAUCAUAGAAACAUCUACACUGAUGACAUAUGAGGUUCUGUAAACAAUAUAAGGCUCAGCCCAUCUAAAGCUCUAUAAAAACAGCACAAAGGGAGGAGAGCUAGGAGGUUCACUCCAUUUGCCUUGAAGCACGUCACAACCUACACCUUCUGACUUUUUUAUGGCUUAUUUUUGCUGUCAUGAUGAACUUAACCGAAAACAACAAUUUGAGCAACACAUUUUAUUUGAAAGCAAUGAAUGAGAAGCCUUUGGUGGUGCAGGUGCUGGUGGGGAUUCUUCUCUAUGUGAACGGACUGAUGAUUUUCACUUUUUUGAAGAAAGAGGCCUUCAGGGAAACACGCUACAUUCUGUUUGCUCAGACUCUUUUUGUUGACACUGUUCUUAUGCUGUUGAGUGAUUUAACCCUCAUGAUGUCAUUUUACCAGUACCCUGUGCAUAUAAUUCCUUGUUAUAUCUUCUGUACACUUAUGUUUUUGCUCUAUGUUUGUUCACCCCUCACUCUUGUCGCCAUGUGUUUGGAGCGCUAUGUAGCAAUAUGUAUGCCUUUAAGACAUUCUAGCAUCUCCACCCCUAAAAAUACUUUUAUAGGGCUUCUCGUCAUAUGGAGUGUCAGUUUUGUCAUUCCAUUGUUUAUUUUAAUAGCCUCUUUUUGUUAUAUUCCUCCUGGUGUCUCUCACCAAUAUGUUGUGUGUAGUGUGGAAAUCAUGUUACAGGUAAAAUGGCUGGCAGACAUGAGAGCGAUUAGUCUGCAACUCUUAUUCAUCAUGAUGUUUUGUAUUAUUGUCUCCACUUACUUCAAGAUUAUACUGGCGGCCAGAUCUGCCUCCACCGAGAGAAAGAACUCCACAAAUAAGGGUCUCAAAACUAUAAUUCUCCAUGGUGUUCAGCUGCUUCUGUCUAUGAUGCAGCUUAUAACUCCUUACAUAGAUAUGCCUUUAUGGAAAGUAGAUUUUAUGCUAUUUGUGAAUGUAAGAUACUCAAAUUUCAUCUUGUUUUUGAUCUUGCCUCGUUGUUUGAGUCCCCUAGUUUAUGGAUUACGAGACAAAAAGUUUUAUAAUGCUCUUAAAUAUUAUGCUUUUUGUGGCAUUUUAGUUUGUAAUAAGCACAAAAUAAGAGACAGUAAACCUUCAGAAGUGUAGUAAGUAUUUCCAUACACAACUAACCCAUUUGUGCCGAAAUUAUUCUGAAUCGUUUCAUGCAUAUAGUCAUGUUAAUAGUGUCCUAUGUGAACAUGUUCUGCAUUUAUUUACCACAGUUUUUUUUUCUUCUUAAAACUCAUAUUUGAAUGUGCAGCAACUAUAGUGAGCAAAUAUGUUGUAUGUACCCCUUGAAUGUCAAAUUUGACUAUGAGGAGAACAUUUGGCAUCUAACUCAAAUAAAAAUAUAUGCUUUCAACAGAUCAUUCUUUAUUCAUAAACACAUUUAUUAUUCAUCUGAAAUCAUUUGAUGCAAACCCCCCAAAAGUUGUAACUAGCUUAUAAUCUCUUGAAAAUUAAAACAUUACAAAUCCAUUUGUCUUAAAAUAGUAGAACAUAGUGCAGAACAAA